Molecule: messenger RNA, 1059 nt
Organism: Choloepus didactylus (southern two-toed sloth)
Lineage: Eukaryota; Metazoa; Chordata; Mammalia; Pilosa; Megalonychidae
Product: carcinoembryonic antigen-related cell adhesion molecule 18-like
Exons: 5
Coding region: 1-1059 (352 amino acids)
Source: RefSeq, a predicted model, not a curated record
AUGGGGAGGAAGACCAGUCUGCUGGCCUGUGGGACCAGCCAGGCCUACGGUCAAAUCUUCAUCAGCCCAGACUCACUCACAGGGGUCCAGGGGUAUAGGGCAACCCUGAUCCUUGAGAAUGCCCCAGUGGAGGCUCUGGAAUACAGCUGGCAUCAGGGUGCAGACGAUAAAGAAGAAAACACGAUUGUCAGCUACAGACGCUGUUCCAAGUCCUGGCAUGUUGGGCCCGAGCACUGGGGUCGGGAGAAUGUGACUCAAGCAGGCAACCUGGUCAUCCGAGGCACCACAUUAAAUGACACGGGGAACUACACCGUGCCUGUAGAGGCCAGCAAUAGCACACAAAGAGCAACCGGCUGGCUCAAGAUUGAAGAAGCCAUCUGCUACACCAACAUCACCGUCAAGUGGUUGUUGAACGCCGUGCAAGUGUCCAGCAGUGACCGACUGACCAUUUCCCCAGAUGGCAAGACCCUCGUCAUCCGGAGGCUCAGCCGCCAUGACAGGACACUUCAGUGUGUGAUAGAAAGUGUCCUAGGGAUUCCCCUGAAAAGUGACCUCAUCUCUCUCAAUGUGACCUACGGGCCCGACAACGUGCAGCUGUGGACAGAGCCCAGACACUUCAAGGGCGUCCUGUCUGCUGAGGUCGGCUCCCAGGUGGAGAUGCGGUGCGUCUCCUCCUACUCCAUCCCAAAGCCCAGUUACCGCUGGAUCCACAACGGCUCCUCCCUGAGUUCAGAGGCAGAGAUGACCUUCCCGAGUCUGGCCUGGGAGCAGAUGGGCAGAUACAGAUGCAUCGUGGAGAAACCCGGGACCCAGCUGAUCAUGUACGCGGACGUCAGCAUCCGGGUUCGCUUGCUCAUCCUGACUGAGGUGAGGAGCGGCUUCUACCUCUCAGGGCCCAUGGUGGUGUGGCUCAUUGUGAUCACACUCCUGGGUGGUGUCUGCCUCUGUGGAAUCCUCAUCUACAGCCUCAUCAGCCAUUGCUCCAACAGGUGCCUGUGGCCCUGGGUCAAGGGCGGGAUGUUGGCAGGGGUCGGGACACAUGAGCAAGCACCACCUUGA